AGUGGAGGUAGUGAACGUAGGGAAGGUAGUGAACAGUCGAAGUGUUGGAUUUGGGGUGAAUAGUUCGACGUUUGAGUAUUGCGUAAGAUUGCGUAGGAAUUUGGUUUCUGUGUUUUUCAAAGUAUAUUGAACGGGUUAUAGUUGAAGAGUAAUUUUUAUCGUAUAUCCUAGAUCGGGUGAGAUAUCAAAUCGACAAUGGCCUAUCGUAAUCAACCAUCUAGGGGACAGAGGAGCAGUUUCCACGACGAAUGUGAUAAUUUGUUUCGUUUAAUUGAACGACGUAAGCGUCGUCAUGAAGGAAAAGGCACCACAUCAUUUGAUUCGCAGACAGCAACAAAAAUUGAGUGUUCCAACCGUAGAUCUCGUGGUUCAGGAAAUGCAGCGUUUUCAAAGUACAGAAAAAUUAAUGUCAACACAAGAGAUCAAGAUCCAUUAGUGGACAGAAGGAGCUUGUGCACUGAAAAUGAGCGUUCUUUGAGUAGAAAAACUACGUUAGUUAGUAGGGGGAAUUCUGUGUUAUAUACUCCAAGAGUUUCAGGCAUUCAUGAAAGUCAGUCUCAAAAUUUUGCUGCCUCAAGUUAUCCAUGUCAGAAUGUUUCUGAUUUCAAAAGUGGACGAAUGUAUUUGAAUCCUCAUUUUUUGAAGGAAAACAGUAGGUCAGAGUCAAGUGUAGUGGCAGAAUACAUUGCUUCAGGAAGUAAAGACAUUUCUAAAUUGAAACAUUCUGUACAUAUAAAUCCAAAGGUUCUUGCAGAGCAAUCAAUGAAAGCUACCACACAGUCACAAGGAACACAACCGCAUACUUCGGAAUUGCCCUUGGAGCCAUCGGGCAUUAACUUUCCCACUACAAAGUAUGUACAUCAUAGCAGAACAAAAUUAGUAAAGCAGAAUGCAGUACCUAGUCACCCAACUACAAGUAACAUGGUGAGAAAUUCUGGAACUACCUCACAGCCUGUGUCAAAAAAAUUGUCUCCAGUAAAUAAGAGCUCUCCACUAGGACCUUUGAUGUUCAUCAGCAGGACAAAAUUGGUGUGUGCUAAGUCAAGAGGCUCAAAUCAAGGUUUGCAGGGUUUAGAAAACAAUAGGCCCUCAGUUCCUGUGCCAAGUGCCUUCACUACAAGACACAAAGUUGUAAGAAGACAGUCGACAUUGUCAUGGUCCAGAUCAAGAAGAAACAGUGCCAGAUCUUCAGAAGUAGCUGUGAAGGCAGCAAAAGCAGUGUGUUCCGAACACAAAGUGGCGAGAUCCAGUGCGACCAAAAGUCCAAUUACAAAAUCUCGGUAUACUUACGUGGCUAAUAAAGUCGCAUCAGGUGAAGAAUCAAAGUAUAAAAUAGAUAGAAGGCUUCACAAAUCUCCAAAGACAUUAAAAACGUACUCUCUACAGUAUGAAAUGCUGAAACGGGGAAGAUCUAACCAACGAAAUAUGAAUUCAAAAGUGGGUUGCAAAUACAGGAAUGGACAGUACCCCUUCAGAAGCUUGAAGUUUGCUAAUAAAACAUGGAGUAAUUCCACGCGUCUACAGAAGCUGAUGGUUGUAAACAAGAAAUUGAGGAAAAUUGGAAACAGUCCAGAUUUUGGAAAAGGCAGAGAGCAAGGAAGGAAUGAACAUAGCCUAAAUUUGGUCAGGAUAGGGGGAGUUCUGUAUAGAGCAUCUAAGAUGAAGCUCACGCAGAGUGUUACCCCAAAAUGCAGAAGUCACACUGAAGGAAGCAUGGCAAACCAUAACAUAAAAAGGUCCAAAACAAGGUCAAGUUCUGCUGUGUACAUACGCGGGAACAAAUUUUUAAUGGAUGCAAGCGGAAGGACUAUGGUACGAGCUGCUGUGAAACCCACCAAAAGUGGAGUUAAUGAACCCUCCAUGGCGAAUGUACCUUUGAAGAGAAUAGACAUUGGUGGAGUAACGUUUGUUCCGAAAUCACCAAAUGUCCUCGUCAGAACCAAUGCUCACAAUGCAAGAAACUACCUGAGCCAAGCAAAGCAGAAAAGUAUAGCACUCUUAACCAGCAACCUGAGGAAAAGCAACCAGCCUUGUAUCUUUUACCAUCGGUUUGGAAAAUGUGUGAGGAAAGAUAAGGGCACAUGUCCACAUGUGCACGAUCCUAAAUACAUAGCCAUCUGCAAGAAUUUUUUGCGAGGCAGUUGUGAGGCUGGCGACUGUACACUCUCUCACGAUGUUGGCCCAGAGAAGAUGCCAACAUGCAAGUACUUCUUGGAGGGUUGCUGUGUUAGGGACAAUUGCCCUUACCUUCAUGUGAAAGUUAGUGCAAAGGCCGAUAUUUGCAAGAACUUUCUUUGUGGUUACUGUCCUGAUGGCCAGGAGUGCAAGAAGCGACACACGUACCUCUGUCCAGAAUUUGAGAAAGCAGGUUCCUGUUCAAAAGGUAAGUCCUGUCCUUACCCUCACAAAACUAUAGUUGAAAAGAAGGUGAGAGCUCAGAAGCAUACAGUGACAACAGAUGAAGCACACAGUACAAGAAAUGAACGGAAGAGAUAUUAUGAGGCAGAAGAAACUGUUUCAGUGGAGAUUGAUGCUGAACCUCAGAAUCCGCAAGUGACAAAUCAAGUAGACAGUAGUGAUCUGAAUGUAAAGAGGUUGAAACUAUUAAAAAAAGUUGAUGACAUGAAGCAAGCAAUGCUGAAUGAAGAACGCCUCUCAGAUGAACAAAUGGAUGGUACUCCGUCUGAAAGUCAGGAGCCAAAGGUAAAACGUAAACUAGGAAUUUUACCAGCAUACAUUCCUCUUGGCUGAGAUCACAGUGAUAAUGUAAAUGAUAUGAUUAAGUUUUUUGUUUUUAUGUAAUGUAUUAUCAAAGUGUAUAAUAAUUAUUUGAAAUAAAUUCUUCAUACAUAAA
Molecule: messenger RNA, 2854 nt
Organism: Cryptotermes secundus
Lineage: Eukaryota; Metazoa; Arthropoda; Insecta; Blattodea; Kalotermitidae
Gene: ZC3H3
Exons: 7
Coding region: 196-2751 (851 amino acids)
Cellular component (GO): nucleus
Molecular function (GO): metal ion binding
Source: RefSeq, a predicted model, not a curated record